Messenger RNA from Mollisia scopiformis, 413 nucleotides. RefSeq lists its product as uncharacterized. Bases 81 to 287 code for a protein of 68 amino acids. The record is from RefSeq and is a predicted model, not a curated record. The transcript has a single exon. Lineage: Eukaryota; Fungi; Ascomycota; Leotiomycetes; Helotiales; Mollisiaceae.
CCAACUUCUAUCAUGACUCGCGGUUCAUAUUCUGCUUUUUUCACAGAUGGAUCAAGCGUUCCGAUGUCGGUUAAAGUAUCAUGCACCUGGCUGGAUCUUCAACAAGUGAUCAGAGUAAGCCACAGCCAAGAAGAUCUCAAAUACUGCCAAUCAAUCCCCGCGUGGAGACGAGACCAUUACCAUUCAUCGCGUCUUCGCGGGGUCGAGAACAGCAUCAAUCCUCUUUAGGGCGUUUAGUGAAUGUCCGCGACUCGGAUAAGGACCCGCGCCCGGAUCUAGCCCCCUGAACCAGAGCAAAACCCGACGCACUCAGCGAAUGAGGAACCAAGUGGACGCUACCCACAGUGGAGCGGAUGAAAAUUUUGCCAUCGAUGUGGGGAAGGACGACGACCAGAUGAUCGGGCCCAGACGUG